Suillus subalutaceus is the source of this 2329-nucleotide messenger RNA. RefSeq lists its product as uncharacterized. Bases 1 to 2055 code for a protein of 684 amino acids. The record is from RefSeq and is a predicted model, not a curated record. Lineage: Eukaryota; Fungi; Basidiomycota; Agaricomycetes; Boletales; Suillaceae. The transcript has 6 exons.
AUGAAAGCAAUCGAUCAGCUUUCCCGUGGAACAGAAUGGCAGUUAAAGAGAAUAACUGUACAGGGCAACAAACUCACCAAUAACGGGCAGUGUAAAACCAAGGACCUUGAGCUGUGGCUGCGGGACCCAGUAGACUGCAUCCAUGAGCUCAUGGCGAAUCCUGAGUUUGAUCACAUGGUGUCAUAUGUGCCAGAGAGAGUGUUUGCAGAUGUGGAGGGCAAGACAAGAUGGUAUGAUGAAAUGUGGACAGGUGACUGGUGGUGGGAGAUGCAGGGAAGAUUGCCUCAAGGGGCAGUUGUUGCACUGGUGAUCCUAGCAUCCGAUAAGACUUUGCUGUUGCAGUUCCAGGGAGACCAAGAGGUUUGGCCCAUCUACCUGAGCCUCGGGAACAUAUCAAAAGAUAUCCGAUGUCAGCCAUCCAAACAUGCCACAAUCCUCAUCGCAUACUUACCAAUCUCGAAGUUAGAAUGCUUCAUGCGAGAUACACGUUUGGUCGAACGUUACCUAAGGCGGAUGUAUCCCGUCGUGGCAGCAUAUAUUGCUGAUUUUCCGGAGCAGUGCUUGGUGGCGUGCUGCAUGGAAAACAGGUGCUCAAAGUGUGUUGUGGGCCGCAACGAGCAUGGGGAUAUGAGGACGUCGCCAAUGCGCAAUCGAGACUCCAUGUUUAAAGGAGAACUAGGACUACGAGCCAUCUACUCACCGUUCUGGGCAACACUCCCACACAACAACAUCUUCUCAUGUAUCACCCCCGACAUUUUACAUCAGCUGCACAAAGGAGUUUUUAAGGAUCACAUUGUUAGCUGGUGCUCCGAUAUCAUAGGCGAGGAAGAACUUGAUGCACAGUUCAAGGCGAUGAUGUUGUAUUCAGGACUCCGACACUUCAAAAAAGGCAUCUCCAAGCGUAAACAAUGGACGGGGGCAGACUACCAAGAGCUGCAGCAUGUCUUUCUCAGUAUGAUUGCUGGCGCGGUUGACCAUAAAGUUCUGACAGCAUAUCGGAUGCACACAGAAGACACACUUGCCCGUAUGCACGCUGGCCUCGCCUCAUUCCAUGCUAAUAAGAACGUCUUCAUCGACCUCGGGGUGCAGGAACACUUCAACAUACCGAAAAUUCACUUGAUGAUGCAUUACAACGACACCAUUCGCGUUCUCGGCAGUGCGGACGGUUUCAAUACUGAACUUCCUGAAAGGCCGCACAUUGAUUUUGCCAAGCGGGCAUACCGUGCGUCGAAUCGCCGCGACUAUGUCAUCCAAAUGACUACCUGGCUACGGCGACAAGAGUCCAUCCACAUCCAAGAUGCCUACCUUCGAUGGUGGGGUUCCCAGCACCCUGUCAAUCAAGGUUCAAACUCGCUGGAGCAAGACUCAGAUGCCAGCGGCUCUGAUUCGGAUUCGGAUGGCACAGGACCUGGACAAUUUUGUAUUGACUUGCCUUGUCAGGUACAACGGUUCACAAUGGUGACAGGUUCACACGGCUACUUUGUCCCCAGGACAUGUCCCUUUCCGAAUUCGACGAUCCAGCGCUUGCUUAACGAGCAUGGUGCUUCACUUUUCAUUCCGUCUCUUGAAGCAUUUCUUCGCAUCCAUGUACCGAGUUGGUCGCACCGAAAACUCACACCACAAGACCGGGUCAACGUCUACAAAUACCUCAAGAUUCUCUCUCCAGCACAACCCCAUAUCAACAACAGAAAGUGUCUGUUCAAGGUCCGUGCGUCACCAGUUAUUCCUGCGACGGAUGUGAGGAGACCACCAGCGCCUGCACACUUUGACAGUGUGCUGGUGAUUGAAGAUGAGAAUGAGUACAGCGGUGAAGGUCUUAGAGUGGGUGAAGUAAGGGUUGUUUUCAAGCUUCCAUCACGUCUCGGGAAUUUUCCUCACCCCCUGGCAUACAUUCAUUGGUUUCGGCCGCUUCAAAGCUUUGAUGAGAUUUUACACAGCUUCCGCCUCACUAGCUCUUCACGUCAGCAUGGUCCUAAUGCACUGGUGGUACCAGUUCAUCAAGUUCUUCGCCCAUGCCAUCUUAUUCCUUGGGUUGGUCGAGAGUCGGAGGUGUGAGGAGAAUUUUAUUUUAAUAGGUACAUCAAUUUGGAGUUGUUCGAGUGCUUGUCCGAAUCCGAGAGGCUAUGAUACCAUUGAUAUUAACCAUAGGGUGCCAUAUUGACUAUGAGUUGCCGGACAAACCACAUAGCUACUAUUGGCAUCAUGGCACACUACAGUGUGGUAUUUAGUGCUAUGGAUGGUCUAUAGAUGCUCUGUUGUGCUAUCAAGGCUAUGUAGCGAUAUAUACUCUUGCAGUGUGCAACUUGUGUCCGACCUUUUUCCUGAUGCA